AUGAAUGCUGAGACUUGCGUCUCGUACUGCGAGUCGCCGGCCGCUACCAUGGACGCCUACUACAGCCCGGUGUCGCAGAGCCGGGAGGGCUCGUCGCCUUUUAGGGCAUUCCCCGGCGGCGACAAGUUCGGCUCCACUUUUCUGUCCGCCGCCGCCAAAGGGCAAGGCUUCGGGGACGCCAAGAGCAGGGCUCGCUACGGCGGCGCGGGGCAGCCUGACCUGGCGCCCCCCCUGGAGAGUGGCGCCGGGCCGCGGGGCUCCUUUAACAAGUUCCCGCCGCAGCCGCAACCGCCGGCCCCGCCGCCAGCCCAGCCGCAGCCCCAGCCGCAGCCGCAGGCGCCCACGCAGCAGCCGCACCUCUACUUGCAGCGAGGCUCCUGCAAGACGCCCCCGGACGGCAGCCUCAAGCUUCCGGAAGGCAGCGGCGGUCACAACGCGGCCUUGCAGGUCCCCUGCUACGCCAAAGAGAGCUCCCUGGGUGAGCCAGAGCUACCGCCGGACUCUGACACUGUGGCAAUGGACAACAGCUACCUCAGUGUGAAGGAGGCUGGGGUGAAGGGCCCCUCCAACCGGGCCAGCGCGGACCUCCCCAGCCCGCUGGAGAAGGCCGAUUCAGAGAGCAACAAGGGUAAGAAGCGGCGCAACCGCACGACCUUCACCAGCUACCAGCUGGAGGAGCUAGAGAAGGUCUUCCAGAAGACCCACUACCCGGACGUGUACGCACGGGAGCAGCUGGCCAUGAGGACGGACCUCACCGAGGCCCGAGUGCAGGUCUGGUUUCAGAACCGGCGGGCCAAGUGGAGGAAGAGGGAGCGUUUUGGGCAGAUGCAGCAGGUCCGGACCCACUUCUCCACGGCCUAUGAACUGCCCCUCCUCACGAGAGCCGAGAACUACGCCCAGAUUCAGAACCCGUCCUGGAUUGGCAACAAUGGUGCCGCCUCACCUGUACCUGCCUGUGUGGUCCCCUGCGACCCUGUGCCCGCCUGCAUGUCCCCGCACGCCCACCCACCUGGCUCGGGCGCCGGUGGCGUCACCGACUUCCUGAGCGUCCCAGGCGCUGGCAGUCCGCACGUGGGCAGCCUGUUCGGAGCCGCUGGCCUGAGCCCCGGCCUCAAUGGCUAUGAGCUGAAUGGCGAGCCGGACCGCAAGACCUCGAGCAUCGCGGCCCUGCGCAUGAAGGCCAAGGAGCACAGCGCAGCCAUCUCCUGGGCCACCUGA
Echinops telfairi (small Madagascar hedgehog) is the source of this 1218-nucleotide messenger RNA. It is a transcript of the gene ALX4, whose product is annotated as ALX homeobox 4. Gene Ontology annotation, molecular function: DNA-binding transcription activator activity, RNA polymerase II-specific; RNA polymerase II transcription regulatory region sequence-specific DNA binding. The record is from RefSeq and is a predicted model, not a curated record. The transcript is spliced from 4 exons. The coding region runs from base 1 to 1218 and encodes 405 amino acids. NCBI's taxonomy places the organism in Eukaryota, Metazoa, Chordata, Mammalia, Afrosoricida, Tenrecidae. Gene Ontology annotation, biological process: regulation of transcription by RNA polymerase II.